AUGGCGGAUGAUGCGGAGAAGAUGCGGGCCAGGAGAGAGCGAGCAGCUGCAUGGGCGGCUCAGAGGAAGGCAGAGAUCGCAUCCCAUCCUAGUGAUAGCACAGAUACCAACAUGACAACGAACAACAACUCGAAGGCCGACUUGAACUCGACGGGGAUGAAUCAGUGGGUCAAAAGCGAAACUGGAGCGGAGAGCGCAAGCACGGCAUCUGGGAACGAUAAGGGACACCAACACGCAGCACAGAGCUGGCUCAAUUGGUCGCACCAAGUUGUGGGGAGUGCCGAGAAAGCAAGCAGUGCCAGACAAUCAGAGUCUGGAAUUCGUGCAGAGAUGGUGAGUUGGAAGAACAGGGAGGGUGGGAUACAGACGUUGGCGAAUUCCUACGGAACCCACAACAGUGCUGGUAUGCAGCAAGAAGAGGUUGAAAGGAUACUGGAGGACAUGGACGAAGAUUACCGUUUACCGAGGACCUAUGAGCCGCAAGGAUACAUCGAUGUGUCUCGGUGUGAAAUUGCAACCAUGGAAAAACCGAUUUCUUGUGAUAAUAUUGGAUAUCAGAUGUUGAUGAAAAUGGGAUGGAAGGGCCAUGGAAAUGGACUCGGGCGGUCUUCGCAUGGUAUCGUCGACCCUAUUCCUUUGACGUCAAAAGAUGUCCUGGACCUUGGAUCAAGGAUGGUGCUGCGAGAAACAAAGAUCAAGGAAGAGAUCAAAGAAAUCGUGCGGGUUUUCUAUUGCGAGAUCUGCGAUAAACAAUACACCACGGACGGGCAAUAUCAAGAACACUUGAAUUCUUACGAUCACCAUCACAAAAAGAGAUUUGCAGAAUUUCAAAAAGAGCACAAGGCCAUGAAGGGUGGUCCAACCAUGGAAGAGCGCCAAAGAAAGGAACAGAAGCGGCUUGAGAGGGAGAUUGCUGCUCGCUCAGCAGCUUUCAAGGCUGCAGCAGUAGCACGAUCAGGAGAGACUGAAGAAAAUACUGCAGAACCUCCGAAAGAGCAGGAGCCUGCUCAAAACGAGCUCACAUCCAACUCUGCUCCCGUCAAGUUUGGAUUUGCGUCAAAACCUAAGGCAAAGGCGGUACAAGCCAAAAAGCCAGUAGCUCGACCUCCGGUUAUGGGAUUCGGGGACGAUAGUGACUAA
Molecule: messenger RNA, 1140 nt
Organism: Guillardia theta CCMP2712
Lineage: Eukaryota; Cryptophyceae; Pyrenomonadales; Geminigeraceae
Exons: 9
Coding region: 1-1140 (379 amino acids)
Molecular function (GO): nucleic acid binding
Source: RefSeq, a predicted model, not a curated record